Molecule: messenger RNA, 6276 nt
Organism: Rhopilema esculentum
Lineage: Eukaryota; Metazoa; Cnidaria; Scyphozoa; Rhizostomeae; Rhizostomatidae
Product: ATP-dependent translocase ABCB1
Biological process (GO): oligopeptide export from mitochondrion
Cellular component (GO): mitochondrial inner membrane
Molecular function (GO): ATP binding; ABC-type oligopeptide transporter activity; ATP hydrolysis activity
Source: RefSeq, a predicted model, not a curated record
CAAAACUAAUAUGAAAUUGUUGGGAUAGUCCCUAAUGUCAUAAGUUGUUCCUACAUCUCAUUUGGAUAAAGCUUCUUUAAGGGAUAUUCAGAAAGCCGAACCUCCUAAGACAGUUUCCUUAUCCCUGUAACCCAACCGCCUUGACGAGGGCUCAAUAACUAGCAACCCGCGCUGAUUUGAACAAAAUACUGGUUAAUUCGAUCAAUGGCGAUCAAGCGGCCACAAUUAUUUACCUGCACGCGGACAGGCACAUGACAAGAAGUAUGAAAGAACUAUGUGGUCCUCAAAAUAACCAGAGCCCAAUCAUUGCCAGAGCCUGUCUUAUUUGCGUAGGAGGUUCUUCGUGUACACCAAAUGACACCAAACCUCAAUUUCCUUUUACCAAAUUUGGAAGAAAUUUUUCAAUGUGUCUGAUCUGAUGGUAUUAAUUACGUCAUUCUAUUUUAAGAUGCCCAGUCCCUUUUUGCAUUCAGUUACGCAAAAUUAUGCAAUGUACAUCAAACAAUAAAAUAUCUUGUAACGGUCCAAAACACAUGCUCAAAAGGACAAAUUGGAUGUACAGCAAUCCAUAUAUUCUUUAAUUUCAUCUUAUUAAGGUUACUACAAAGAGACCCAUUUAUUGAUAGGCAGGGCUGUCUCGACUUGCUUCAAACACUGCACAGGCAUAAACUUGUAUCCCACUAAAAUUAGGCAGGAAAAAGGUUGUUUAUAGUGUGGCCUGCCAGUGAAAGGCCCAUAAAUUUGUAUCGGAUUUUGAAAGGAAAAGAUGCCUCCUAUCGCGGAGAAGCAAUCCUCGACUUUGGGGCAAUCAAAUGGUGACGUAUCUGGGCAAAAUUUGGAUACUAAUGGUGCUGCAGAAAACCUGGAAGUGAAAAUUAUCAAUGGGAGUAAAGAGACGCAUGCAGCCAAUGAAAGUGUUGCAUCAAAUUCCAGCAAAAAUAAUGAUGCUAAUGAGAGCUCAUCUAAGGAUGACAAGACGAAGGAACCAGAGAAGCUUGUUACAACCAAGGAAGUGUUCCAGUUUGCUGAUAAAUGGGACAUCAUUUGUAUGAUAUUAGGAACAAUAUUUGCCAUGGGAAAUGGUGUUGCCCAGCCAUGCUCAUUUCUUGUUUUUGGUGAGCUGAUUGGCAAGUUCAUUUCAUUUGCAACUGAAGCUGCAGAAAUAGCAGCAAAAGCGGCAAAUGCUACAAAGACUGGAAAUGCCACAAGUAGCCCACUGCCAAUUGCCAUGAUUGAUAUUGAUUCAGAGAUGGAAACAUUUGCAGCUUAUUACACAUACAUUGGAAUUGGAACAAUUGUUUGUGGAUAUGUGCAAACUGCUUUUUGGUCUGUAGCAGCUGUAAGGCAGGCUCAUCGUAUUCGUACCAAUUGCUUCAAGUCAAUAAUGGGGCAAGAAAUUGGAUGGUUUGAUACCACAGACAGUGGUGAAUUGAGCACUAGACUAACUGAUGAUGUAACAAAAAUUCAGAAUGGGAUAGGUGACAAGGUUGCCAUGGUUGUCCAGUCAAUUUCCAUGUUUUUAGCUGGCUUUCUCAUUGGCUUCAUUUACAGCUGGAAACUGACUUUGGUUAUUCUGUCAGUUACUCCAGCUUUGAUGAUCACCGGAGGCAUUACUGGAAAGGUCAUCGGGAAUUUAACAAGUCAGGAACAAACUGCCUAUGCAAAAGCAGGUGGCAUUGCAGAAGAAGUGCUGGGCUCAAUUAGGACGGUUGUUGCCUUUGGAGGAGAGAAGAAAGAAUAUGAACGGUAUUCGUCAAGUUUAUAUGAUUCUCAGAAGGCAGGCAUCAAGAAAGGAAUGUCAACAGGGAUCGCGUUUGGCCUUUUUCAUGUUGUCAUCUUCAGCUGCUAUGCUUUGGCGUUCUGGUAUGGUUCACAACUAAUCGCCGACAAUGAAUUGAACGGAGGAGACGUUCUUGUCGUUUUCUUCUGUGUCAUGGUUGGCGGUGCUCAGAUAGGACAGGCGGGUCCCAACAUGGAGGCUAUAGCAAAAGCGCGUGGAGCUGCCUAUUACGUUUAUUACGUCAUAAACAAGAAAUCGGAAAUUGACCCAUUUUCUGAGGAAGGACAAAGACCAGAUCGAAUGCUUGGGAACGUACAGUUCAGCAAGAUUCAUUUUAAUUACCCUUCAAGGCCAGAAGUCAAGAUCCUCAAAGGGUUUAGUCUUGAUAUCAAAAGUGGCAUGACUGUUGCUUUGGUUGGUGAAUCUGGUUGUGGAAAAAGUACUGUUGUAAAACUUGUUCAGAGAUUUUACGAUGCAGUUAACGGUGGAGUCAUGAUAGAUGGCAUUGGUAUUGAGCAACUGAACGUCAGUUGGCUGAGGAGGCACAUUGGUGUUGUGAGUCAAGAACCAGUUUUGUUUGAAGGAUCAAUUGCAGAAAACAUUCGCAUGGGUAAAGAUGAUGCCAGCGACCAGGAAAUUGAGCAAGCUGCACAAAACGCCAACGCACACACAUUUAUUUCCGAAUUGCCCAAGGGUUAUGACACCUUCGUUGGCGAAGGAGGUGCCCAGCUCAGUGGAGGUCAAAAGCAGAGGAUCGCAAUCGCGCGUGCCCUCAUUAGGGAUCCGAAGAUUUUGCUGCUUGAUGAAGCAACGUCUGCCCUUGAUACCGAAAGUGAGAGUAUCGUCCAAGCUGCAUUAGAUAAGGCCAGCCAAGGAAGAACAACGAUAAUAAUUGCCCACCGGUUAUCAACGGUUCGAAAUGCUGAUCUGAUCGUGGCAGUCCAGGAUGGUGCUGUUGCAGAGCAAGGGACUCACGAUGAAUUGAUUGAAAAGAAAGGGGUCUAUUACCAACUGGUUAUGCUGCAGACAUUAGCAGAAGAACUGGACGAUGAAGAGAAGGACAAUCUCUCUUUGCUAAGUGAAGAGGACCGAGAACAACAAAUAGCAUUGAAAGUUAUGAGGCAAGUCUCAAAUCUAUCGCAAGGAAGUGAAGAGGAUAUAAAAGAGGUCAAGGCUUUGGAAAGAGUUUUAAGCAGAAAAUUAUCUCAUAAAGGUGCAAAGCCUGCUGCCAAAAGUCAGAAAGAAAAGGAAAAGAAGGACGAGGAGGUGCCAGAGGAAGAAGUUGAAAUGCCAUCUGUUAAGAGACUCAUGCUGCUUAACUCAACUGAAUGGCCAUAUCUUGCAAUCGGCAGCUUUUUUGCAGCCAUUGUUGGAGCUUUCCCCGUCGCUUUUGCCAUAAUUCUUAGUGAAAUUCUUAAGGUCUUUGCAGAUAUUGAUAAAGCAAAGUUAAAAAGCGAUGCAGAAUUUUGGGCACUGAUGUUUUUGGCGCUGGGAAUAGCUGAUGGGGUGUCCCUCUUUACAUCGUCAUACUGUUUCUCAAAAGCUGGCGAAAUUUUAACGUUGCGGUUGCGUCAACUGACAUUCAAAGCACUUCUCCGUCAGGAAAUUGGCUACUUCGAUGAUCCAGCGCACUCGACUGGCGCCCUCACAGCCCGCCUGGCAACUGAUGCCACAGGAGUUCAAGGGGCUACAAGUCUUCGUUUGUCAACAAUGGUUCAAGUUGGUGUUAUGGGCCUAACCGCAAUAGUUAUCGCAUUUGCCUAUGAAUGGAAAUUGACAUUGCUCAUCUUCGCAUUCGUUCCGUUUUUGAUGAUAGCUGGCGGUAUGCAUACGAAAAUGAUGACUAGUUUUGCCGAAGAAGAAAAUAAAAAGAUUAUAGAAGCUGGCGCUGCUGCAACGGAAUCAAUUAUCAACAUUCGUACUGUAGUUUCCCUUGGAAAAGAACAGCUUUUCUGGGAGAAGUAUAUGUCCUUAUUGCAAGGCCCGUACGAGAAAUCGAAGGUGCGAUGCCAUUUAUAUGGUAUCAGUUUCGGUUUUUCAAUGGGUAUCAUGUUUUUCUGCAAUGCUGCUGCCUUCAGAUUGGGAGGAUAUUUAGUUCAAAAAGGAGACGUUGCAUUUCACGACAUGUUUAAGGUGAUUAUGGCGUUGACUUUUGGAGCAAUGAUUGCUGGACAGAUAGCCUCGUUUGCACCCGAUUAUGUCAAAGCCAAGACAUCUGCUGCAAGGAUCUUUAAGCUUUUGGAUAGAGAGCCACUUAUUGACGCAUACGACGAAGGAGGCGAGAGACCUAGUCAUGUUGAUGGAGCAAUUGAAUUCGACGAAGUCAAAUUCCACUACCCAAGCAGGCCAGAUGUGACAGUUUUGCAUGGGCUGACAGUGAGAAUUCAGCCAGGCCAAACGCUAGCUCUCGUUGGCAGCAGUGGUUGUGGUAAAAGUACAUCUGUCUCGUUGAUCGAGAGGUUUUAUGACGUUGCAUCUGGAAGUAUUAAACUGGAUGGAGCAGACGUAAGGUCGCUCAAUAUUGCAUGGCUUCGAUCUCAUCUCGGUAUUGUUUCACAAGAGCCAGUUUUGUUCGACUGCAGUAUCAAGGACAACAUUCUUUAUGGUAUCCCGGAGGAGGAGAAAGAAAAAAUUUCCAUGGAGCAGGUCGAAGAGGUCGCAAAAUCGGCCAAUAUCCAUCAUUUUAUUUCAAAUUUACCCAAGGGGUAUGAAACGACGGCUGGGGACAAGGGAGCGCUUAUCUCAGGAGGACAAAAGCAAAGAAUCGCCAUUGCAAGGGCACUUAUACGAAACCCGAGCAUCAUGCUUCUGGACGAGGCUACUUCAGCGUUAGAUUCAGAGAGCGAAAAGAUCGUUCAGGAUGCUCUAGAUGUGGCUAUGGAAGGGCGAACAUCAAUAGUUAUCGCCCACCGCCUUUCAACCAUUCAAAAUGCUGACAUAAUUGCAGUAGUACAGGGCGGCAAGAUCAUUGAGAUGGGAACUCAUAGUGAGCUGUUGGCAAAGAAAGGGGCCUAUUGUGUUCUGAACGCAGCACAGCUUUAGGGGAUCUGCGCCCCUUUAAGGUGUACAGAUGAUGGAUCAAAAUAAUGCACCAUUGCAAUAUGUCACUAAAGAAAGGAAAAGCCAUGUUCUUGAAGAAAGCUGAGAGAAACCUUGUUUUAAACUGUAACGUGUAUGUAUCUUUCAAUCAAAUUUUGCGUCCUUCCAUUUAGGAUAGUGUUCAAGUAAUGUUAAUCUGCAAGAAAAUUUCUGAAAUUAACUGAUCCCUCGAGAAAACUACUGCUGCAAAGCUCUAGGACUUUUGAAUCUUAGGGUUAAUGGUGUCACUUAAACCAAUUUCACUUAAAGGCUCGUGUGCAACCGGCAUGCUUUGCAGCUAUAUUAUCAAAACCGGCCUCAUAUCCUACUGCAUGAAAAUACAAAACACAAUUUCUCAAGACAGCUGCCGCCAAGCAUGCCAGUUGCGCAAGAGCCUUUAAAGGAGAUUUGCUGCUAGUCGACAGCGCUUUUUGUGAAAGUCCUUGAGACACCCAAUAUUUCUUUGUUCCAUUUCUGUGUACAACUACCACCUCGCCGCUUCGACUCCCGAAAACAAUAUUGAUUGAUAGGCUAGAAUCAUAUCUCACAUAUUCAGUAAAAUCCCACCGUAACGCCAUAUGUCAAUUGGUAGCAAAUGAUAAAUUGGUAUUGAAGAGUGAUGUGAGUUUUUUGUCUGUGAUUGUGGAUGUUAUCGAGAGCACGUUUGCGCGUUUUUUAUGUAAUGAUUGCCCACCGAAGUGGGAUUGUCAGAAAAACCCACACACCCCCUAAGUUUACAUCAGUACAAAGAAUUAGCUCACGGUGAAAAAGUGAAAAAUUACACUAUAAACAUGAAAAACCACGAAAUUCUUCUCAACAGAGUUUACGAGAACCAUUUCCUCUGGCAAAAAAUUCACUUAACUAAAAUUGCGUUAGAGGAACAUUAGAGUAACCCUUCGUCAGGAUGAAAAAGCUCUAUGUCAAUAUAUCUAUAUCAGGUAAUAUCUUUAUUCUAAAUAAUUGAUGAACUUUGUAUGUAAGUAGGGAUCUCAGCCCUUUGUCAUAAAUUUUGUCUUUAAUGCUUUUAGUGAUGUCAAAGGAUGUCAACAGCCUCGGUCUAUUGAGCUAUAUAUUGAUUCAGUAUAACUAUCUGCCUAACGGGCUUCUCUUCAAAAUUGAUUUUUAUCGCCUCUACGAAAUAUGAUUUUACUGAUUUGUUUUAUGCCAUUUAUCUUUUCUAUAUAUUCAGAUGUAGCUCAAAAAUAUAUUUAACGGCCUUUGUAGUUUUUGGCAGUUUUUUUACUUAUUAUAUUAUAUUAGUGCUUGUUUAGAGAUAAAAAAAUUGAAUUGUUAUUAGCUGAAUUUGAUGUUUUAAGUGUUGUAAUAAUGGUGAUAAACCAGCCGUUCACGUUUUGUUAUGCGCUUAUCACGUUUUGUUAUGUGGUCGAUUUGUGAUGUAAUCAACCGGAAGCACGUCA